CGCGACCCGGAAGCUUUCGCGCGUCCCCUCGCACGUGGUCUGAGGCCCAGCGGUAGCGGCGAAGCCUCCGCGCGUCCCUCUCCCGCGACUCUCCCCAAGCUCCUCUCUCUCCGCUCCCCUCUCUCGCCCCUCGCGCUUAACUCUCCACAAACGCCGCGAUGAGCGUCCCGGCCUUCAUAGACGUCACUGAGGAGGACCAGGCGGUGGAACUGCGCCAGUACCUGCGCGCGCGUGGAGCUGAGGUCUCAGAGGAGGCGAGCGAAGGGGGCCUCCAGCAGGAGCUGGCGACCAUCCUGUCGGCACUCCACGUCAUCUGGAAGGAUGAGGACAAGGACGUGGAGAGCGUGCUGAACUCUGUGAUCUCGCUGCUGCUGAUCCUUAACGUGGAGAAGCAGCAGGGCCUGGUUGAGAGUCUCUGUGAGCAGCUCGCCAAGGGCCGCGACGGCGAGCGGCCCCUGCUGCGCCUGCAGCUGCUGAGUAACCUGUUCCACGGCAUGGGGGAGGGUCCGGCGCGCUACGUCGUCUACUGCAGCCUCGUGCGCCUCGCCGGCUCCUGCAACUCCAUCCACCACAUCCCCACGGAGCUUGAGCAGGUGCGCAAGUGGUUCACUGAAUGGACUCUCACGAUCGACAAGAAGCAGCACAUCCUUCGUCUUCUCUACGACGCACUGGUGGACUGCAAACGCAGUGGGUACAGCGAGCGGGCGGCGCGGGUGAUGGUGGAGCUGCUCGGGAGCUACACGGAGGAGAACGCCUCGCAGGCUCGCGACGAUGCACACAGGUGUAUAGUGCGCGCCCUACGCGACCCCAACACAUUCCUGUUCGACCACCUGCUGGCGCUGAAACCGGUUCGAUUCCUCGAGGGGGAGCUCAUCCACGACCUGCUGACGAUCUUUGUGAGUGGGAAGCUGUCCGCCUACCUCAAGUUCUACGGGGCCAACAAAGAUUUUGUGGAGUCCCUGGGACUGUCACACGAACAGAACCUGGGCAAGAUGCGGCUGCUCACGUUCAUGGGCAUGGCCGUGGAGCAAACGGAGAUUGGCUUCUCCACCAUCACCCAGGAGCUCCAGAUCUCUCAAGACGACGUGGAGGCCUUCGUCAUCGACGCCGUGCGCACCAAGAUGGUUCAUUGCAAGAUCGACCAGACUCAGCGCAAAGUGGUCGUGAACCACAGCACGCACCGCACGUUCGGCCGGCAGCAAUGGCAGCAGCUGUUUGAUAGCCUCGGCUCGUGGAACCAGCACCUCACUCAAGUCCGCACGUCGCUCCUCAGCAUCGUCAGCGGCUGAGACGUCACAACCACCGCCACAACCGUCACCACCGCCUGCACCGGUGCCACUAUCCCUGCUCGCAAUAUCAACAACACCACCACCGCUACCACCAAUAGCUGCUAGAACCACUCGUUGCUACUGCUCCUACCGCCACCGCAACCACCACCGCCAACAUCACAACCACCACUGCCGCUAACAUCCACACCACCAUCACCGCCAAUGUUGCCGUCGCUACCAAUAACCACCACCAUCACCACCUUAGCCACGCGGCCUUAGCCACGCGGGCUCACACAACCAGAAGCGAGGGCAGGCACACAAACAACCGCACACAACUUGGCAACAGUAACGAUGAUGAACACCGUGUGAAAUAAAUGCCACCGAGCGGCAAUGCGGGGACGUGU
This is a messenger RNA of Petromyzon marinus (sea lamprey), 1672 nucleotides long. It is a transcript of the gene EIF3M, whose product is annotated as eukaryotic translation initiation factor 3 subunit M. The record is from RefSeq and is a predicted model, not a curated record. Gene Ontology annotation, cellular component: eukaryotic translation initiation factor 3 complex; cytoplasm. Gene Ontology annotation, molecular function: translation initiation factor activity. Gene Ontology annotation, biological process: cytoplasmic translational initiation. NCBI's taxonomy places the organism in Eukaryota, Metazoa, Chordata, Hyperoartia, Petromyzontiformes, Petromyzontidae.